AUGCCUUCCAGAUCUGAGAUCACAUAUUUCGGCGCAGGCCCUGCUCUGCUGCCCACAGACGUCCUUGAGAAGGCUGCCCAGGCCCUCCUCGACUAUGAGCAUACCGGAUUAGGUAUUGCUGAGCACAGCCAUCGUUCAGAGCUGGCUACAAACAUCAUCAACGAGGCCAAGGCUGAUCUUGCCUCAUACAUUGACAUUCCCGAGGACUAUGAGGUUCUUUUCAUGCAGGGUGGUGGAAGUGGAGAGUUCUCCGCUACCUUGUACAACCUUGUCGGUGCAUGGGUGACAAAGAAGAAGGCCCAGAUUGUUGCCAACCUCAAGGCUCCUGAGGACGACCCUCGUGUGGAGCAGGAGCUCAGGAAUGCAGUCGAGAAGGAGCUCAAGACGGAUUACAUUGUCACUGGUGGCUGGUCUCAGAAGGCUUCUGAAGAAGCUAAGCGGCUGCUUGGUCCUGAGCAUGUCAACAUUGUCGCUGACGCCCGCCAGAUUAACAAUGGCAAGUAUGGCAAGAUUCCCGAGGAGAGCACCUGGAACCUUUCCAAGGACGCUGCUUUGGUGUAUUAUUGCGACAACGAGACCGUCGAUGGGGUAGAAUUUCCUGCUUUCCCUCAGUCCUUGACCCCUGGACCUGACGGCGAGGGCCCUAUUGUUGUGGCCGAUAUGUCCUCCAACAUCCUGUCGAGGAGAAUCCCUGUCCGAAACUUCUCAGUCAUCUUCUUCGGCGCCCAGAAGAACCUCGGCUGCACUGGUGUUACCGUUGUGAUUAUCAAGAAGAGCCUUCUUCCCCCCAAGACACCUCAGCCCCCUGCCGCACUUCUUCGGCGACUUGGACUUCCUAUCCCUCCUAUCAUCUUCUCUUACGAGACUAUCGCCAAGAACAACAGUCUCUACAAUACCCUGAGCAUCUUCGAUGUCUAUAUUGCUGGCCAAGUUCUCAAGAAGUCACUCAGCACCUAUAACAAGGUCGAGGGACAGGAGGCUGUAUCCGCCAAGAAGGCCGAGCUUAUCUAUGGUGCUCUUGACGCUCACCCCGAUGUGUACAGAGUUGUCCCUGACAAGUCUGUUCGCUCAAGGAUGAACAUCUGCUUCCGAGUUACCAAGAAUGGCGACACUGAUGGUACGGAGAAGGCUUUCCUCAAAGAGGCCACUGCGCAGGGUCUCACCGGCCUCAAGGGUCACCGAAGUGUGGGUGGUAUUCGUGCCAGCAGCUAUAAUUCCAUUCCUUUGGACGGCGCUGAAAAGCUUGCCAAGUUCAUCGAGACGUUUGCUACCUCUUAA
Molecule: messenger RNA, 1278 nt
Organism: Fusarium mangiferae
Lineage: Eukaryota; Fungi; Ascomycota; Sordariomycetes; Hypocreales; Nectriaceae
Exons: 3
Coding region: 1-1278 (425 amino acids)
Biological process (GO): L-serine biosynthetic process
Cellular component (GO): cytoplasm
Molecular function (GO): pyridoxal phosphate binding; O-phospho-L-serine:2-oxoglutarate transaminase activity
Source: RefSeq, a predicted model, not a curated record